AUGCUCAGCUUCCUUGGAGGCGCACGCGCUUGCAUCGGCUACCGUUUCUCCCUCGUCGAGAUGAGAGCACUGUUGUUCGUCCUCGUGCGUGCCUUCGAGUUCGAACUCGCCGUACCUUCGAGUGAGAUCUCGAAGACGACGGCCAUGGUGACGCGACCGAUGGUCAAGAGCAAGCCCAAGCACGGCAAUCAGCUUCCGUCACUCGUCAAGGCCCUACUUUCCCAGUGCUGCAUCUGA
Molecule: messenger RNA, 237 nt
Organism: Punctularia strigosozonata HHB-11173 SS5
Lineage: Eukaryota; Fungi; Basidiomycota; Agaricomycetes; Corticiales; Punctulariaceae
Exons: 2
Coding region: 1-237 (78 amino acids)
Molecular function (GO): iron ion binding; heme binding; monooxygenase activity
Source: RefSeq, a predicted model, not a curated record